Pantherophis guttatus is the source of this 742-nucleotide messenger RNA. NCBI's taxonomy places the organism in Eukaryota, Metazoa, Chordata, Lepidosauria, Squamata, Colubridae. The record is from RefSeq and is a predicted model, not a curated record.
AUGCUAGAGCCCAUCCUCAAGGAACUUAUCUCUAGCACAACAGUUGUCCUGCCUCUUGAAGACAAAAGAAGAAGAAUGCGAGAUCUAGGGAGCAGCAUCGUUGCCUUGUUGUUGGCCAUCUCCACAGCAUCUAAUGAGGAACAAAACACUUCUUUAAAGGAAAACAAAAGAAAAGAAAACAAAAAUCCAGUUGCCUCUUGGAAAAAUCAACUUUGGGAUAACCAUAACCUGGAUCGCCAAGGAAUCUCCAUAGACAAAGAUCUGCUUAUUUUUCAGCUUACUUGUGUUCUUUCCAUAUGGAUUCCUCUCUACAACAUCUGCAAAUUGCCCCAAAGGUGCUUUUUCAGGAGGCAACUGGACUUUCUUGUUUUUUCCUUUGAAGACGUUUCGCUUCUCAUCCAAGAAGAUUCCUCCGCUCUGAUAGGUGUCCAAUGCCAGGACCAACUGAUUCAGAAGCCUGUGGAAGUCAUCAAAGAAGGAGAGGAUUCCACCAUAGCCUGUCAGUUCAGCUCCAGUAAUGUGCAUUUCAUGCACUGGUACAGGCAAAAUCCAGGAGAAGGACCUGCGUUUCUCCUAACGGUUUCAUUGAUGGGAUUCGAAAAACACGGACACUUCAAUGCCUCUUUUGAGAAGGAGAAGGAGAGUCAAUUCAACAUCACAAAAGUGAAGAUGAAAGAUGCCGUGGUCUAUUUCUGCGGGGCCCAAGAUCCACAGCAACACUAAGACACCUGCUGCCUGUACA